AAUUUACAAAGUUGCAUGUACUAGAGGUGGGUACUAAUGUCUGUGUGCAGGAUCCUGUCUUUCCUGGAUUCUCUAUGGAUGAGUUGACUCCGUUGCCAAGUCAACUGGAGGCUCUGCAAAUUUUACUGAAGGUCACGCAAGCACAAGGAUUCAAGCCUGGAUUUACGAAGUUGUGGAAGAAAGUGUUUCUAUCUCAAUCAUCCGUCGCUAUUCUUCAAGAUGCAUUCUGGUGGCUUUAUCUUGAUCAUUUUCAACCAAAUGAUAUAGAAGCUAAAUCACAACUUUUCGCUCGUAUAGGAGACAGCUAUGUGGCAUUGUUCUGCUAUAUUAGUCUCGACUUCAAAGACAAAUUCUUUCGGUUCUAUGCUGACUGCCUGUCUCAAGCCAUAUUCACAACAUUUUGUCAAGCAUACCCGGCUCUACGAAUGAUAUUCCACGAUGAGAAGUUCAAAACUCACCUUGUAAACGUUGUAUGGGAAUGGAUUGCAGGUAUUCGACCUCCUGCAGGAUCAUGGAGCCAGUGGAAGAUGUACGAACUCGAUCCUGAUUACAUUGUGUCUGCUCCCAUCGAAACAGAUGAAUCGUUUACUCACGCACAUAAGAGAGCAAGUAAGAUUUUAUUCAAUUUGGGUGAUAUGGAGGCCUCAUUGCCUGUUGGUCAAAGAAGUGUGUCUCGUUCUGCACACAUUGAUAGGCGCGGAUCAAUAAAACCUCGUCGAUCUUCAUUGUCACCGAUAAAGUUUCAAUCAAGGAAUAUCUCUCCGUUGUCUAACAAACCUUUAGAAGAGGAGUCUGAACAAAUUGGGCGAGGACCAGAAUUCGAGCGUGUCUUGUUUGACACUAAAGGUCACAGUCCACUAGUAUCGCAUUACCUUCAAUCGAGACAUCUGCUAACAGAAGGACCGGGACCAACAGAUUACAUGAAGCGAACUCAAUUGUCUGCAUUGCCACCUCCGGCUCCAACAUAUAGAGACGUGAUUCAUCAUGCUCAUAAAGUAGGCAAGAAAAUGGCAGCCGAAUAUGAGAGGGAGCAGCAUGAGUUCAUGAUGGAAGAGCAACGAGCUAGAAAACAGAAUCGCAAAUUGAGGCAAGAAUUUCAGAGGCUUACCAACGAAAUAUUGUCUCGCCAACAUGAAGUAAAGAUGUUGAGUGAUCGUCUUAUUGACUCUUUGGCGAGUGGCAGUUACAUGCCCAUAGGAACACUAUUAGCCAGUGUUCUCAACCCUCUUGAUGUCUCUGAAUUUAGUGAGUCGGAAUCUAAUAUGUCAGUUUCGUCGGAUCAUCAAGACACGAGAAAGUCGGUUACACCGGAAAACAGACCAAGUAGUUCACGAAGUGUAGCAUCAAGGCAAACUCCUCAGUGAAGAAGGUAAUGGAUGUAUAUCGAUCAGUAAAGUUUUAGAGUCCAAAUGACAGACGUUGCUGGAGUUGUGUGCAGCAACUAGAUCUAUUUAUCUCAAUUGAAUACGAGUAACAAUAUUUACUAAUUGCAUCUAAAAAUCAACACCCUUGCUACGCAAGAGGUUGUCUACAUAGAACAAAAAAUCCACCUGUUACAAUCAUGCCACCUCGGCUUCGAUACUGCGAAGAUAGAGCAUUCCAGAUAGAAGUCUAAAACGAAGAUAGGAAGGCUGCUG
Messenger RNA from Corticium candelabrum, 1637 nucleotides. Its product is annotated as protein FAM227B-like. The transcript has 12 exons. Bases 75 to 1364 code for a protein of 429 amino acids. Lineage: Eukaryota; Metazoa; Porifera; Homoscleromorpha; Homosclerophorida; Plakinidae. The record is from RefSeq and is a predicted model, not a curated record.